Messenger RNA from Colletotrichum lupini, 531 nucleotides. RefSeq lists its product as uncharacterized. The transcript is spliced from 6 exons. The coding region runs from base 1 to 531 and encodes 176 amino acids. Lineage: Eukaryota; Fungi; Ascomycota; Sordariomycetes; Glomerellales; Glomerellaceae. The record is from RefSeq and is a predicted model, not a curated record.
AUGGGAAAGAGCACCUAUCCCCCGUACAUUAUUGUCAGCCUCACGAUUUGUAUCGAUGCCGGGCCGAAGGAGCGCAUGUUCAAGGCCGAGGAUGAAUCUUCACCACAAUAUGACUAUGCCAAGGUCGUCCAUGAUGCCAACGGCGAUCAGUACCAGGCUAGAAGCGGAAGUCAUCGGAUUCUUUCUUUUUACUUGCUAAUUCACUACUACCGUCUUUCAGAUGACCGCUUUGCCAAUGACUCGCCUGCUCAAUGCGACGUUGCGAAAAUGAGACCAUCUCUUGGCAUGAAUGAAAUACUCCUCUCUUCGGAGGUCGGUGCCCUGAGCAAGGCCGAGCGUCUAGAAGGGAAGGCUGAACUCGCCCAGUGCUUGGUCGUGAUCCAACAGCAGUUCCGAUUCGCCACAGCUCUUUGUUUGUGGUUUCAGCCCACCGGAACGACGGUCAUACUUCCGGUCCAUUUUCGAUGUGUACGGUCCCGUCAGAUUAUUGCCACGUUGUCCGAUGCUCAAGGCCUCUUCAUGAAUACAUGA